This is a messenger RNA of Diabrotica virgifera virgifera (western corn rootworm), 800 nucleotides long. Its product is annotated as keratin-associated protein 19-2-like. The record is from RefSeq and is a predicted model, not a curated record. Bases 156 to 686 code for a protein of 176 amino acids. NCBI's taxonomy places the organism in Eukaryota, Metazoa, Arthropoda, Insecta, Coleoptera, Chrysomelidae. The transcript has 3 exons.
CGGUCUCGUUCCAAUGAAUUCAAAAUAAAUCUUUUCCGACCGGUGCGGUGGGAGACAAUAAACAAGGUUGUACCUAUAUAUAAUACUCCCAGUAUUGUUAACGAUAAAGUACUUUACCAGAUCUCGUGGGUACUUGAACUAUAAUAAGUGUCAAAAUGCAAAUUGUAGUAAUUUGCCUUUGCCUUUUUGUGGCAGCAGCCCAUGCAGGAGGCUAUGGUUUACUAAACACGAAUGGCUACGGAAGCUAUGGAAGUGGUUACGGAGGAUACAAUGGAUAUAAUAGUUUAGGAUAUGGAGGUUAUAACAGCCUUUACGGAAAGGAUUAUGGAGGUUAUUCGGGCGUUGGAGGCUAUUCCGGUGUCGGCAGUUAUUCAGGCUAUGGUGGUUAUGGAGGUUCUGGAAGUUAUGGAGGAUAUGGAGGUUAUGGAGGCUAUGGAGGUUAUUCAGGCUACAAACCUGGUUAUUACAGACCUGGAUAUGGAGGUAGUUAUGGAAGUUAUAACCCAGGGUAUGGAGGUAACUACUAUCCAGGCAAUAGCGGAUGGAACAACUAUAAUGACUAUGACUACAACGGAUACAGAGGAUACGGAUCAUCUUAUGGAGGUUACGGAGGUACCAACUUUUUGGGAGGCGGCUACAGACCAUACAGCGGCAGCGGCUGGUCGUCAAGCAAAUACUACAAAUGAGUCUUUUUGAGGACUAAUUAUUGUGAUAUUAUUAAGGAUAAGUUUAAAAAUAUGUUUAUAUGAAGUGUUGUAUACCAAAAAACAUGUAAAUAAAUACACUUUUGUUAACAUUAA